Amoebophrya sp. A25 is the source of this 1152-nucleotide messenger RNA. The record is from the annotation of a GenBank genome assembly. Lineage: Eukaryota; Dinophyceae; Syndiniales; Amoebophryaceae.
GCCGUCUCCGCUGGAGCAGCGUCUUCGGGACAAUUACCUGACUGCCGAGAAUGUGAAUUAGAAGGACCUCCCUGUUCUGAAGUGUCUAUUACGGGUUAUUUCCAUGAAAUUCCAUCCCCCAGCACUACACUAUGAUCCUUGGCAGGCUCUUUUCCAGUACGUAAAAAAAAGCCAGGGAUGUGUCUCCGCACGACCAUCCUUGGCUUCUAUUUUCCUUCUAAUUCUAGAAGAGAAUAUUAUGAAGCCAAGGAAGAUGUAGUUCUGAGAAAUGGAGUUCCGAAGUUUCUAAGUCUAGCAGGGCCAGAGAUGACAACAAAAAGGUUGAAGGACGAAUGGAAAGGGUAUUAUGACUUUAAUAUUUUAUGCUUCUUGAAGUUGAAUUUGAAAUGAUAAGGAAUGUACCCUUACAAAAAUCUUAGCUGUUCCAUCUUGUCACAAGAAUUUACAGUAGCAACCAACCACAAGCACCUUCAUAGAAGUAAUUUCAUUUCCAAUUCCUCCUCUUCAAAGCUUCUAGUGAUGGACAGUAAUCAUUUGAGAUGCACACAUGAUGAUGAAAGCACUUCUAAGCAGAAAAUAGCCGGUUAAUUUUCCUUCGACUAUCGUAUCGACAAGCUAUGUAUCUCCAUGUCAAAACUCUCAGUUGCUCCAUCUGAUCUGUACAAGUCGGGACUCUUUUGGCGAUCCUGCAGCAGCUGCCACCAGUAGGGUCCCAACUACAGGAUUAGACCUGCUUAUCGAAGGUUCUGGCUCGGCAGACUUGAUUAGGGCAGCUAUUGUAGCAGGACUGAUUAGGAUGUCUAUCAAUCUAAGUACUUUAUAUCAAAUCUAGUAAAAGAGGACGACCGUAUAAUUUUAAUUGAUAUAUUAAUCUUCUAUGAGCAUGAGGACGUUACAUAUUGUGUGACAAACGGACAACACAUGUAGUUGAAAUUGAUAAGUGUACAGGCUGGCGGUUAGGCGUUACGACUGCAGCACUGCGCAGUUGGCUUAGUGGUUUAGGUCUCGGAGGUUCCUAAUAUGACAGCUCUCAUCCUAGGUUAAUCCCUCCAUCCAGCGAUUAAUCGACCUGAUUAAGUGAUUGAAUGGGAGGCAGCAUAUUUAUCGUCCUAACGAAAGAAAUCUAAUAUGACAGCUCUCCACCAACAAGAA